Penicillium alfredii is the source of this 720-nucleotide messenger RNA. Its product is annotated as alpha/beta hydrolase. The transcript is spliced from 2 exons. The coding region runs from base 1 to 720 and encodes 239 amino acids. Lineage: Eukaryota; Fungi; Ascomycota; Eurotiomycetes; Eurotiales; Aspergillaceae. The record is from RefSeq and is a predicted model, not a curated record.
AUGACAACAGAGAAACCAAUAAUUCUCUUCAUUCCAGGUGCCUGGCACCAAGGAGGCAUCUUCGAGCCUGUCGCGAAUAUACUUCGAGCACAGGGAUACCAGGCCGAGCCGAUAACAUUACCUUCUGUCGGGGGACUAACCUCGACAAAUGCCUAUGAUGACGCCGAACACAUUUGCAAGACACAUCUAAAUGACCUCGUUGCUCAGGGCAAGGAGGUUAUUCUUGUCAUGCAUUCCUACGGUGGCAUCCCAGGGACAGAGAGUGUAAAAGGGCUAGCACGCAAAGACAUCGCCGCGCAAGGGGAAAAGGUGGAGUCGUCAGCCUCAUAUAUCAAUCGGCGUUCCUGGUCACCGCUGGCGCAAGUGUCGAGUCAUUUCUCCCAGGGCGACAAAAUGUAUCCCAAGGAUCCCAGAGAAAAGUUCUAUAACGACCUCGACGAUGAAACGGCUUCGAAGUAUCUGGCUGCCAUCGUGCACCAUGCCCCGGAAACUAUGCGCACUCCGCUGACAUACGAGGCUUACUGUGAUGUGCCUACCAACUAUAUUCUGUGUACGAGGGAUGCAGGUUUCCCGCUUUUUGCGCAGCAGAAGAUCGCUGCUAUCCCCGGAGAAGGCGUUGUGCGCACGUACUCUGUUGACGCAGGGCACUUUGCGAUGUUGAGCCAGCCGCAGGCUGUGGCGGAUGUGAUUCAUGAUGUUGCGACGAGAAUAGCUGGUUGA